This is a messenger RNA of Magallana angulata, 1760 nucleotides long. Its product is annotated as SET domain-containing protein 4-like. NCBI's taxonomy places the organism in Eukaryota, Metazoa, Mollusca, Bivalvia, Ostreida, Ostreidae. Gene Ontology annotation, biological process: peptidyl-lysine trimethylation; peptidyl-lysine dimethylation; peptidyl-lysine monomethylation. Gene Ontology annotation, molecular function: histone H3K36 methyltransferase activity; transcription coactivator activity; histone H3K4 methyltransferase activity. The record is from RefSeq and is a predicted model, not a curated record.
CCAAUUUUUGUGGGCAUGGUUUUGUGUAAAUCUCGUUCUGUGUUCUACCGGUCAGCAGGGUCAGAGUUUGUGAGAGAGGACGGGAACCACUUGGCACUGGCUCCAUACCUGGAUCUGCUGAACCACUCAGUGGGGGCUCAGGUAGAGGCGGGUUACAAUCAGGAGAGUGGUUGCUAUGAAAUCUACACAGGUGACACGUACAGGAAGCACAGCCAGGUGUUCAUUUCCUAUGGUAACCAUGACAACUACCACCUCCUAGUGGAGUAUGGCUUCACUCUACCAGACAACCCUAACGAUGUCUUCCAAGUAGAAUAUGAUGAUGUGUUAAAUGCCGCCUUAUCUUUGGGUGUGGAUAACAUGGAGAAGAAGAAAGAAAUUAUACAACAGCAAAGCUUCCACAGACAAUUGGUUUGCUCUAUGGAAGGUAUGUCCUGGAACCUACUCCUGGUCACAAGAAUUUUAGCCAUGAACUGGACAGAGCUAGAGCAGUGGAAGUUGGUGCUGACUGGAUUUGCAAUGUCUGAUCGUAACAACACAUUGUCCAGACAGAUCGCAAGAACAUUCCUCACCAAGUACAUCAAACAGAAUCAGGAUCUGAUCACCAAGUUUGAUACUCCACUGUCUCCAAACACGGUUGAAUCUAUGGUUUUUUCUAUUGUACAAACCGAGAGGAAUAUUCUACAGUUAACUUGGACUUCAGUGACUUGACAACUACAAUACGUUUAUCUAGGCACCCAGCGACCAAGAGAUGUGCCAGCUACAAGAUCUAUAGACAAAGUGAUUCCAUUGUCUCUGUCAGAGGCAAAGUGAUUGGCCACAAUAUUAGUUUACAUUCCAUCAUGAUGUAGAUGGGCUAAAAUAUCGGUAGGGAUAACAUAUGGAUGUAGAAAGUGAUGGGCUACAAUAUCGGUAUAGGGAUAACAUAUGGAUAUAGAAAGUGAUGGACUAUAUUACAUGUAUUAGCAGGGAUUCAAUCGUGAUGCUGAAAGUGAUGGGCUACAAUAUCGGUAGACAAUUCCAUUUUGGUAUAAAAAGGACGUCUACUUAAUGCACCAGAUAAUUGCUAGAGGACUACAUCACUAAUGUUAAAGAAUGUUCUUGAUGAUCGUACUCUGUUCAGCCAGGACAUUUGGAAUUUAAUGACUGAGGAUGAACUGCUUAAGAAUAUGUAUAUGAUGUUGAACAAGAUGUCUUCGUUUAAGUAACAUAAUAGUUUAUAAUUAUAAUAAAUCAAAGUUUAUUAUAUGUUUAAAUGAUCAAUGGUUACUAGGUUUGUGAAACUCCAAAAAAAAGAAAUCAAUACAAAUCGUAUAGAACUAAUGAUUCAAGUCACGAUUAUCUAUAAUUCUUUAAUUAUUGCCGUGUACAAACAAGUAUUCGGAUUUUUUAACAAUAGUUUGAUUUCGGUAUAAUUUUUUUUAUUGAAUAAGGUAUCUAGUUUUAAAUGAGGAGUAAACAAAGAAAUAUUACAUCUAGUUUAACAAAAUUCCUGCAAGAAUAACCAAACAGAACUUGUAGAAAUGGAUAUUGAGUAAACCAUUUUUUAUUCUCCAUGUCUUUUAUUAUUGUGCUUGACAUGUGAGAAAAUCGUUUGUUUUGCAACUGAGCACAUGUUACAUGUGAUAAUCAAAUUUGACCUUUAUUGAUUAUUUUUUUAUGUCCCCUAUGAUUCUGUGUUAAAAACGUCUACAAUCUAGAACUAAGACAAACCAACAUGACACAAAACAACAUGAAUAAAAUAUUAUCAAUGGUUAAACAAC